Molecule: messenger RNA, 1167 nt
Organism: Phaethon lepturus (White-tailed tropicbird)
Lineage: Eukaryota; Metazoa; Chordata; Aves; Phaethontiformes; Phaethontidae
Product: tesmin-like
Exons: 8
Biological process (GO): regulation of DNA-templated transcription
Cellular component (GO): nucleus
Source: RefSeq, a predicted model, not a curated record
AUGGAGGAUGAGAUAUUGCCUGAUACAAGAUCAGUAAUAGACAGCGGAUUUGUAACUGAAAUACUUAGCCAAAAUAGUCCUGCUAGUUCUGAAAUCUUUAAUCUGGAAACUGCAGUAAUUAAUAAUCCCAUUGAAGAAGAAUUGCUAUCUACUCAAGACAAUCAUUUACGCACUGUAAACGUGGGAGAGACUUUGUUAGAUCAGUUCAAGUAUCCACUUACCAUUGAAAAUCAAAAUAUAAUAGUAAAAGUUGAAGUACAUCCACCUGGAAACAACAGCUGUGAUGAUGAUGAUCUUGAAAAAUACAAGGAAUUAAAUCUUCCAGAAGAAGCUGAGCAUAUGCAUUCACCUAAUCUGCCUUCAAAUGGUGUCCACUUUCUUUCUCCUGUAGCGAUGCAGCCUAAAAAUUGCAACAUUCCAACUUCAAGCAUUUUCUCUCCAGAAGGAAGGGCCGAUCAAAAUGUUAGAAUGAUACCAGUAAGAUUAAAAUAUUCCAGUGAUAUCUGUGGCUUACCUCAGACUAGUGCUUCUGUCUGUGAUGAAAUAGCUGAGGUAAGAGAGGCAGUUAGUAAUGUUAUUGAGAAUCACCAAGACAGAGCAAUUUUUCAGAGUUCAAAUGUUGAUGAGUCUGGUUGCAAGUUAUUAGCAUUGCGCAGUGUAGCAGAGGAAUCCAGAUGUUCACACAGAAAUGAUUCCAACCCUGUGGUUAUCUGCCAGUUGGAAGGAGGUACUCAAAUACUCUGUGUAACUUGUGGCACACAAGAACUAAAAUCAGUUCAAAUAAUUCCUGAGUAUCACAACCAACAUAAUUACCUUCAGUCAGGUGUGGACGACCCUGUAACAGCUGUACUGGGGCAGUUUUUGCCUGUUCCGGGUGAGCUGGUUCUAAAUGAACAAGAGUUUGAAAAUGGACCCCUACAACCAGUAGCUAGCACUGCCACAUUCCAUCUAGAAUCAAAUCUGCAUGGGCCAGUGAAAAUGACCUCAGAGGGCUUACCUUUUGGUUCAGGGGUUAGAAAGUCUAAGAAACCAUGUAACUGCACAAAAUCUCAGUGUCUUAAAUUAUACUGUGAUUGCUUUGCCAAUGGUGAUUUUUGCAACAACUGCAACUGCAAUAAUUGUUACAACAAUCAACUUAAUGAAACUGAGCGAUUUAAAGCCAUUAAG